This is a messenger RNA of Lepus europaeus (European hare), 5618 nucleotides long. It is a transcript of the gene ADO, whose product is annotated as 2-aminoethanethiol dioxygenase. The transcript has a single exon. Lineage: Eukaryota; Metazoa; Chordata; Mammalia; Lagomorpha; Leporidae. Gene Ontology annotation, cellular component: mitochondrion. Gene Ontology annotation, molecular function: oxidoreductase activity, acting on single donors with incorporation of molecular oxygen, incorporation of two atoms of oxygen. The record is from RefSeq and is a predicted model, not a curated record. Bases 108 to 920 code for a protein of 270 amino acids.
GCCUCCCGCCUCGCUCAGGGCUGCCGGCAGCCGUGGCGGCCGCCGGGGACCGCAAGGGGCGGAGGAAAGGAGGAGGCCGACCGCGGCACGCGGAGGAACAGCCGAGCAUGCCCCGAGACAACAUGGCCUCCCUGAUCCAGCGGAUCGCCCGCCAGGCGUGCCUCACCUUCCGGGGCAGCGGGGGCGGCCGCAGCGCUUCCGAGCGCGGCGCUGCGUCGGGCCCCGAGGCGCCGAUGCCGCCGGGCUUCCCGGAGAACCUGAGCAAGCUGAAGAGCCUGUUGACCGAGGUCCGCGCCGAGGACCUGAACAUCGCCCCGCGCAAGGCCACGUUGCAGCCGCUGCCGCCCAGCCUGCCGCCCGUCACCUACAUGCACAUCUACGAGACGGACGGCUUCAGCCUGGGCGUGUUCCUGCUCAAGAGCGGCACGUCCAUCCCGCUGCACGACCACCCGGGCAUGCACGGCAUGCUCAAGGUGCUCUACGGCAAGGUGCGCAUCAGCUGCAUGGACAAGCUGGAGGCGAGCGGCGGGCAGCGGCCGCGGGCCCUGCCGCCCGAGCAGCAGUUCGAGCCGCCGCUGCAGGCCCGGGAGCGGGAUGCCGUGCGGCCGGGCGUGCUCCGCUCGCGGGCCGAGUACACCGAGGCCAGCGGCCCCUGCCUGCUCACGCCGCACCGGGACAACCUGCACCAGAUCGACGCUGUGGACGGGCCCGCCGCCUUCCUGGACAUCCUAGCUCCGCCCUACGACCCGGACGACGGCCGGGACUGCCACUAUUACCGGGUGCUGGAGCCCGUCAGGCCCAAGGAGGCCCCUGGCUCGGCCUGCGACCUGCCCCGAGAGGUGUGGCUCCUGGAGACCCCGCAGGCCGAUGACUUCUGGUGCGAGGGAGAGCCCUAUCCAGGUCCCAAGGUCUUCCCUUGAAGCCGCUGGCGCCCAGGAGCGGUGGGCCCAAAAUGUCCUUUUCCCAGAUUGCAGACUGGCCGCCGCGACCCACCACAAGGGCUCUCUCGGUCCCCCACCCCCACCCCCCAGGCUGGGCGUUGGAUCUACUGGAAUGAGCUGAAGCCACUUCCGUGGAAGCACUAGCGACCGGACAGCAGCCACCGGGCACGGUUACUGGGGGGGCGGCGUGGGCGCGAGGCUAGGUUGUUUCCUGGGACUGCCACUGCCACCAGGGCUUGGGCUUGGGGGAGGAGGGAGGGACUCUCUGAAGCGCUUCCAUCCUAAAGCCAUAAUGCAAUGUUCGCCUCCUGUGCCCCAUCUAUACGAGACACACUAAAUGGUCUUCUCCUUUCUCCCCUCCCCCCACCUGCCCCAGUAAAUAGGGUUUGUUUUUCACUCCUGACAUACUCCUUAGGGUUCUGACUUCACUGUGCAUGACCCAGUGGUUGGAAUUGCUCUGAGUUCAGGUCAUUGGUUAAAAGCUCGGUUUGAAGACAGGAGCUGCUUUGAAAGUGAGCUAUCUUUCCCAAUUAAUUACUCGUGAAAUGGAUAUUUUUUUUCCAGGGUUUGGGGAUCAUCCUUAAUACAUAACUAUGCAUGCAGAGGACAAGAUUUCUUUGCUCCCCUUGCCUGCAAGCCACAGCCAGUUCACUCAGGCAGCAUCCACUAAAAGAUUCAGCACUUGCAUCCCUGGGUGACAGACGGCCACUUGGAACCUCUCUUCCCCCGGAGUCCCUAGAUCUGUGAGCUGAGCAGAUUUGUUGCAGAUUCACUUUUCAUGCAAAGACUAUAGUAUCCUCAAGUGACUUUUUUGUUUCAGUUAAAGAAGUGAUAGGGUAAUUCUGUGUUUUCUAACCUGAAGAUUCGGGGGGCUGGAUCUGUUAUGCUUCCACUGACUGAAUGUAAAACACCCCUAGCCAGCUGUUGAAUUCCAUUUACUUUCGAUAUCUUCCUGUAAAAAAAUAAUUACUAGGUUUAUGACUGUUUUACAUUGCUCUCGGGGAUGCUGAUGUUCUGGGGAGCUGAGGGAUCAAGCUGUGCUGCUGGCAUUGUUAGCUCAACCCUCUGCCUCAACAGGGGAGAGCAAUGGCUUGCUUCAGCUAAUGUGGUUUUUGGUAGCAUGAGAGAAGGCACAGAAAAUCAAGGCUGAAGAACUGAGAGCUAACUAUACCACCAGCCAUUCUAGGGCACCAGAACUUGGGAUUAAACACUUCCCACUCCCACCUCUGGAAAUGAACAGUCGUGCUGUGCUCUCUGUGACUCGUGUUUUGUCCUUUAAUUGACUGAGCAGCUUUACUUGGUUUACAGAUAAUACUGACACCCUGUAUUGCAGGCCAUGGAGCACUGUUUCCCCCUUUUUACUAUUUAUAGGAUUCCUUUUUUCACAAAACUUUUAAUAAAAACAAACUGUAGAAAUAAACACAUUCAAGUCUGCCCAUCUGUUGUGUAAGCCCUCUUGAUUGACUUGCCCAGGUGGCAAUGGAGUGCCACUAUGAUAAAAGGAGAUUGGCUAUUGCUGGUGAAGUGUUUGCUCUCCCAGCAGGGAUACAGUUUGUGCCUUUGCCUCUUUGUGCACACCGGGUGACAGAGACCCAGAGGGAAGGAGUAUUUUGUUCCCAGUUUUUAAAACAGUAAGAAACAAAUUCUUGAUUUUUUUGUUGUUGUAAAACACAACAUACCACUAUGCUGUAAGACCUAACACAGGCAUACUACCAAGCAUUUCCUCCAGGGUUGCUAAGAUUGUGUGGUUUUAAAUGCCUUGGAGGCAAUUUGAAGCAGCUCUUUAUGCCACUCAGUUUGAUAUGCAAAUGAUGGUUUUCUUAGAAAAUUUCACAAAAUAAGAUGUGUUUAUUUCUUUCAUAACACAGUAAGAAAUGUGUGUGGUUACCAAUGGCAUACUCACCUUUGAAUUACAUUGUAGGAAAAAGUUGGUUGACUUGCAAAGAUUGCUGGUAGUGAUGUAUAUAUUAUAAUAUAACCUGAGAUAUUUGAAAGUGGCCGGUAAACACUCAUCCUGGGGAUAGGACAGCAGGGAAGAAUAAAGAGAACAAUUAUGAAAGACUUCAUGUUGAAAAUGUUUAUGGAGUUCUCAAUUACAAGCAAUUUGGAAGAAAAAACUAAGGUGCUUUUCAAGAGAGUAACUGAAAUUGCUUGAGGCCAAAACAGCAAUAUAUCUAGUUCGAUUAGAACAGGGAAAUGUUUGAUUCAUAAAUUCUGAGUAAAUUAAUGGUGAAAACAGAAUGUAACUUGUUCUAGAGAGCCGCUAAGGCAAGAAUAUGCUCAUUGCAAAGACAAAAUGCACAGAACACCUUGCACCUCUAUGCAUAAACUUAGUCAUGACUGACUUCAUGUGCUGCUAUUGUAUUUCCAUAUUGUCUUGCAAUAUAGAUUCUAUUUUAGCAAGUACUGUGGAAUAAAAGACCUCCCCUAGGAAAGACUAAAUGAGCACAAUGAUAUUAAUCACUUAACUCUUCUGUUGAAUAAUAAAUGCAAUAAUUGCUUCUCAUGAUGAGAAAUUGUAUAAAUACUUCUGAAGCUUUUAAAUUUUCUAGGUAUAUCAAUGCAGAAUUGUAUAGCUACCUACUACUUGUAUGAGAUUGAUUUUUACUAAAUCUGAUCUGAAUGGAUUGCGUUUACACCAACUGCUGUUUAUUAAUGAAAAUGGUAGCCUGAUUUUUCAGUACUAUGUGUUUUUUCCAUUGGAGUAGGUACUUAUCUAUUCCAAAUUAUUCCGAUUCCUGUACUUAAACAUUACUGCCCAACGAAGAAGCAGUGUAUUUGACAUGGGGCUCUGCCAGUUACUGUUCAACUCCAACCCGAGGGCAGUGCUACUCCUGUAACUGUGCAGGUCUAAAUUUUACAUACAGAAACUGACCACUGAUUGCUUCCAUUGAUAUGAGGUAUCUGCUGUCAAAGAAGGAAAUCAUUUGUUAAGCCCUUAUAAAUCUGAGUAUUCAGAUUCGGGAAUGUUAAAAUCAGUGUAACACUAUUGGAAAAUAAAGGCAUGCUUAAAGUUGUUUAGAGAUAAAUCUUAUUAUUGCAAAAUGGAAAAGUUAAGUACUACCUGUUAUGAUCUCUAUAUUUUGGUUACUGUUAAAUGUUCACAGUCUAUACUGUAAGAUUAUGCCAUACUAAAGAGUAAACCUGCAAGAUUUCUAAGUUCCACAUAGUCACGGAAACAAAGUUAGUAGUUUAUUUUCUUGAGAGUGAGCUUUGGAACAGUGUGACUGAAAACACUUCUAAAAUACUUAAUGUCUGAUUAUACUCUUCUGUUGUAACUGAAAAAAAUUGUAUUUAACUUAAAGGAAAUAAGCUAAUACAAGAAAACAAAAAUGCUUUGUUCCUAGAAGAAAAGAAUCUUGGGAUUUAAAUCUUUUCUUUCCUUGUUGGUUUUUCCUUUUCCCAUGGUAUUUCUUAAUUGUGGUUUAGGCUGGCAGCAUUUUAAUGUUGAUACUAAUUCCCACAAAAAAAAAUUUUUAUUGAGCUGUUAAAUUGUCAGUGAAGCUAUUUGUAAUAUAUACAAAACAAUUUGCCAUAAUCUCAUUAUCAUUUAGGAUAUUGAAAUGAAAUAACCUGGUUUAUGAACUCUUGAAAACCUUACUUAGGUUUAAUUGACCUGUUUUAAUAUGAAUUGAACCAUCCCCAAAGCAUUAUGAAUCUUAAGGAAUUAUUCUCUAGAAGUUAUAUUUUAAUAAAAACCACAGUACCAAUGAAACAUCAAUAACAUCCUGAAAAGCAGACAUCAGGGAGCAAAAGGAGCACACUUAACUUCCUACGACUUUUUCUUGAAUAAAGUAAGAAAUGAGAGGCCUAUAAGAGGUGUCCUGAAUGUUUUAAAUAGAAAGCAAAAUCUGAUUAACAAUAUUGGCCUAAACUGUUGAAAUUCAGGAGUAGAAGCCAUGUGGUUGGCUCUGCGAAAACAAUGAGGUGAGGUGUUUCUGAUGGUGUACUGCUUACCUCACCAAGCCCACAUUAAGGUGAAAGUGAUUACGUAACCAAUUUGGCUGUCAUCAAAAUGUCUUCUGUCUUAAAUGACAUUUAUAAAGCGGUGGUUUAGGUUAUCAUGAUUGAGAUGCUCUAAAAAUUCUCUGAGUACAUGUAUCUUCUAAAACUUGGGUAUACUGUAUUUUUAUAAUGAGAUCUUAGUGUGAGGGAUGUGUUCUGUUAAAAACAUAAAAUGAUUAAAAUGUGGCAUUGUUGUGUACUUACCAGAAUUGUACAGGCAAGGAGGAGAACAUGCUGACAAAGCUGGGGAAAAUGAAUCUAAUGGAAAAACAGCAGUCAGUAGAAAACUGACAGUGAAGUUUUGAAAUCUCUGUUAGUCAUAGAAAGAGGUAUUCAACAUCCUUGAACCAGGGAUAGAGGAGAUACAGAAGAAAAGGGCUAAUUCCUCCACAAGUUGGGUUUCCAAUUCUGCUGGUAGGGGCAAGGGUGACUUCCAGGAAUAGCCGUGACCAUCAGCUCUUCCGAAAUACCAGUCACCAACUAGCCAGGUCUGAGGGAGCCAUCACAGCAGCGAAGGACAGAGAGAAAGGGAUUUUCAGGUGCAGCUCAACUGUGGGUGCUCCAGCAUGCCUAUGUCUGUGUAAGGAACCAGGAGCCCUGGAUGACUUUAAAUGACAUUUAGACCCAGAUUGUAAACACGACUUCACAAAGACAUGAUCUGUUUGCUGGAUA